CACCUUUUGCCUACACUACGCCUGACGAAAAGUAGAAGGGCCGCUUCUCAGCUUUACAUUCGCCUACUUAAAUUUGUUUUUUUUUUUACUUUUGCGUGUGUCCACUGUGCUAGGAAAAUUAAGCUCUCUUCCUUCCCCAUUAUUUUUACGUACAACACAAAUAUCCAUCCAUGGCGGCUUCGACGGACUCCAGUAACGUAAACGGAUCAUCUAACUCUGACAGCGCUUCAUCGCCUCCUCCUCCUCCUCCCAUACCACCAGAGAAGGUGAAGGAUGAGGUCGAAGAAGAAUUAGGAAAUGGUGUUAGCGAAGCACAUCCAAAGGCCAUCAAACGGGAGGCUGAAAAUGGGGUCAACACCGAAAAUGGAGAGCCUCCUGCCAAAAUUAAAAGAGAGAGUAUCUCCUCAAUAUCAUCUGAACCAAUUUAUGACCUUAAACAGGAUGGUCAACUUAUUGCUGGCGUUGGUGCAAGAUCUACCCUUCAAGGUAUACUUGGUGCUGGGUUACCAAAAUUGUACUCAGAGCAACAAGAAAAUGUGGCUAGGGCCAAGAAAUAUGCCAUGGAGCAGAGUAUUAAGAUGGUUUUGAUGAAGCAAACCUUAGCCCACCAACAACAGAAAGCCAAAUCAUUCCAUCGGCAGCAAGCCUUGGUGCUCAUGUGCAGAGUUUAUGUUGGAAGUAUUAGUUUUGAGCUGAAAGAAGACACUAUUCGACAAGCAUUCCUGCCUUUUGGGCCCAUUAAAUCAAUCAAUAUGUCAUGGGACCCUGUUACCCAGAAGCACAAAGGCUUUGCCUUUGUUGAGUAUGAGAUCCCAGAAGCAGCUCAACUUUCACUAGAGCAAAUGAAUGGUGUCAUGAUAGGUGGAAGAAAUAUUAAAGUAGUUGGUCGACCUAGUAACAUGCCACAAGCGCAAUCUGUCAUUGAUGAAAUUACAGAAGAAGCCAAACAGUAUAAUAGAAUAUACAUUGCUUCAAUUCACCCAGAUUUGACAGAGGAUGAUAUCAAAAGUGUCUUUGAAGCAUUUGGUCCAAUCAAGAGCUGCAAAUUAGCUGCAGGUCCAACACCAAACAGACACAAGGGGUUUGCUUUUAUUGAGUAUGAAACUCAACAAGCAUCGCAGGAAGCAAUAGCAUCUAUGAAUCUAUUUGAUCUGGGUGGACAGUACCUCCGUGUAGGACGUGCUAUCACUCCUCCCAAUGCUUUGCAGGCAAGACCACCAAAUCCUACCCAAGGUGCUAACCUCAUGCCCACGGCAGCUGCUGUUGCAGCUGCUGCCGCCACUGCUAAGAUUCAGGCCAUGGAUGCUGUUGCCACAAAUGCUGUUGCACUUGGAAUGGCAAAACUAAAUUCAUCAUUGGGAGCACAAUCUGUUCCUGGAAUUGGAGGAGCAAUGGCUGCAAUUCCUGGAGUGCUUGGAAACCCAGCACUGUUAGCAGCUGCUCAACAGCAGGCUGGGCUGCUAAAUAGUGGGUUAGCUGCUGCACCCCCUGCAAUCAUUCCACCCCCUGGAAUAGCAAUUCCUCAGCUUAGAGCCCCAGCUCAAAUCCAACCUGUCGCUCUUGGGCAAUCUAUAACACUCCCACCUCCUGCCGUCAUAACUCCUACUUCUGUUGGACAACCCAUUACACCUGCUCAAGAAGCUUUGAAAAGAGCUCAAGAGCAAGCUCAGAAACAGCAAGAAGAGUUACAGAAGAAACUUUUGGAAGAAGCAGAACCACAAACAUUAAGUGCCCAGGAAAAUAUUUCAAUCAAAGGACAAAGUGCCAGGCACUUAGUUAUGCAAAAGCUUAUGAGGAAGGUUGAGAGCCGAGUAGUUAUUUUAAGAAAUAUGGUAGAGCCGCAAGAUGUAGAUGAAACACUUCAAGAAGAAAUCCAAGAUGAAUGUAGCAAGUAUGGAGUUGUGGAAAGAGUAAUUAUAUACAAUGAAAGACAGUCAGAAGAUGAAGAUGAUGAUGCAGAAGUAAUUGUUAAAAUUUUUGUAGAGUUUUCUCAAAUGAGUGAAGCGGAGAGUGCGAGAGAUGGUCUCAAUGGAAGAUUUUUUGGAGGAAGAAAAGUUAUAGCUGCACUUUAUGAUCAAGAUCUUUUUGACCAUAAUGAUUAUUCAGGUUGAUGAAAAAUAGAUUAUUAAUUGUGAUAAGGUAAAUCUAGUGUUUCAUGAGCACCUUUUCAAAGUGAUUACUUUGUAUUGUACAUAUUUACAUGCUUUGAGGAUUGUUUGUUAUUGUAUGGUCAAGUGAACUAGCUGACUGCUUUGGUGACAAGUCCCCCCCCCUCCUUUUUUUUUUUUACUUGAUUGCACUCUCAAAAUUUAAUCUAAUCUAACCUCCACAAAGUGAUACCUAUCCCUAUGCAGGCUGACUGACCCCUUUAUAUCUACUAUAUAAGAUUCUUUUGAACAGAAAUUUAUGUCUUAUUUUACUGUACAAAAUAUAUCCCUCUAUAACUACUGUGUCUUUGUUAUACUGAAGAUAUGGUAAACAUGCAGUUUGCAACCUUCAAAAAUGAGCAAAACAAAUGUAAAUAUGUAGUUAAUGCUGCUCAUAUGUACUGUGUAUUCAGGGACAUGAGACAUGAGAGAAAUUACCACAAACUUAUUAAAUGUUCAUUCCUUGACUUUUAUAAAUUUUGUAAAUGAAUUAUUUUGGAAAUAUUUUCUUUUGCUGGAAAUGAAGGUGAAGGAUAGUUUGAUAGAAAAUUUAAUCAAGGCUCCACUAUUUGCUCCAGUUGAUGUUGAAAAGUUUGACCAUUUCAAUCCUAGUGUGCCUUUCUGGUUUGCACAAGGUCCAAUUUUUAAUUAGCUGAUGUAUAUUGUGCAUUAGUGAGUUGCAUGUUGCAUUUUCUACUUGCAAAUAUUUUUAAAAGUCUGUCCUGUUAUAGUUGACUAGGCCACAAACAUCAAUUUAAGAGGAGUAGGUAUUGCACUUGUGCUUGAUUGGGAGAUAUUGCCCAGUACAAUUUUGUGUUUUCCAAUUGUGUUGGAAUCUGGAAAAUAGGUUCUCUCCAAAAAUUGUCCUUUAUCAGAGAGAUAUUUUAUCUACUCUAAAGUCGGUCUCCCGGGUCAUGAAGAUGAGAUUAACUUGGUGAGUGAAAGUUAACUUUUAUUGAAAUGACUUGUUUUUCCGUUAAAACUGAAGAUUGUUUUGAUUUUUGAAAAAUUUCUCCCUACCAACCUUUUGUUUUGUUUCCCCUCUGGUUUACACACCUUGUUAAUGUACUACCGUAUUCAAUUAGGUUGCGUAAAUUAUGCCUGUGAAAAGUACUUUGUUUAUGAAGUGGUUUUGAUUAAAUCAAAAUUUGCUGUUGAUCGUUUUUAAA
Molecule: messenger RNA, 3316 nt
Organism: Frankliniella occidentalis (western flower thrips)
Lineage: Eukaryota; Metazoa; Arthropoda; Insecta; Thysanoptera; Thripidae
Gene: hfp
Product: poly(U)-binding-splicing factor half pint
Exons: 15
Coding region: 171-2111 (646 amino acids)
Biological process (GO): alternative mRNA splicing, via spliceosome; regulation of alternative mRNA splicing, via spliceosome; mRNA splice site recognition
Cellular component (GO): catalytic step 2 spliceosome; precatalytic spliceosome
Molecular function (GO): RNA binding
Source: RefSeq, a predicted model, not a curated record